GUAGAAGAGGCCCCAGCGACAAAGUUCCGAUACCCGACUCGAGUCAGGGAACCUCGAUCGCGAAAGUAACUGAGGCUAAACCAUAUUUCGCGCACUCUAACGCAUAGAAUGGUAUCCGAUGCCUCAAGAAAGACGAUUCUUUGGCCGAUUUCAUCGCACCGGCUUGCGCUGGUCCAAGACUCCAAUUCCCCGAUUGGCCGCGACCCCGACCCCGACCCCGACCCCGACCCCGACCCCGACCCCGACCCCGACCCCGACCCCGACCCCGACCCCGACCCCGACCCCGACCCCGACCCCGACCCCGACCCCGACCCCGAUCCCGACCCCGACCGAGGGGCACGCCCCAUGGAUCGCAUGGCGGUCCGCUAGUGGUGUAUGGGCAGCGGGAUGCAAGACGGGGGGCGGGAGGCCAAAUGUCGCGCCCGUACGUGUGUACACAGACAUUCUACGUGCCGAUGUCUUUUGGCUGUGGGGUUUUGUGUCUCUGUUACCUACACAAGCACACAAGGCAAAUGCGUUUACGCAGCCCUGCUCAACGUACUGUGUGGCUUAACUCCAGACUCCGGCCGGAGAUGUCGCUAUUCCCGUCGUAGGAGUUGAUCAGACUCACAAAUAUUACAACGAGACUAGGCUUGGUCUGUAUUACAGGGCGCACGUUCGGGACGAGAGCCAAAAGAUGACCCGGUGGCUCUCUCCCGCGCACUUGGCCUCGAGACGUCGCUGCCUCCAUGCAGUACGACGCUCUUAUCUGUAACAAGAGGAUUGAACCUAGGUUGACAAGGAAGCGAACGUCCUCGUGAGACCACCAGCGCAUCCAUAGAUGUGAUAGGCUCACUGCAGGCGCGGGGUGGGUUUACUGCCUUUGGCCCAGUUGCGUUGUUGCCUCGCUCUCACGGGCCAUCCACCUCAGGGCAAGGAGGGUGUAAACCUCUUGUGCACUAGUUCGGACCCAUGCACCCACCCAGGAUCGAACCUGGGACCUCAACAGUCAGGGUGACUCCUGGCAUUUUGCACCAAUGUAACAAGAGGAUUGU
Messenger RNA from Chlamydomonas reinhardtii, 1034 nucleotides. RefSeq lists its product as uncharacterized. NCBI's taxonomy places the organism in Eukaryota, Viridiplantae, Chlorophyta, Chlorophyceae, Chlamydomonadales, Chlamydomonadaceae. The coding region runs from base 109 to 369 and encodes 86 amino acids. The record is from RefSeq and is a predicted model, not a curated record. The transcript is spliced from 3 exons.